This is a messenger RNA of Blepharisma stoltei, 2739 nucleotides long. The record is from the annotation of a GenBank genome assembly. Lineage: Eukaryota; Ciliophora; Heterotrichea; Heterotrichida; Blepharismidae.
AUGGAAAUUCCAAAAAUCUUGGAGAAUCUGAAUGAUUAUCAUCAGAACGCCUAUGAGAAAAAUGAAAUACUCAGCUUUGGAGAAGAUCUCAAAGCUCUAAUCACAGAAUCAACUAAUGGCCGUCAAGCUUUCUGCCCAGAUAUAACAGCCAACAACAUGAUUAAACGACUAAAUAAUUUACUCCCAAAGUCAUCAGCCAAAGCCUUAAAUCUUUUCAAUAUGCUCGCAAAGUACUCAAACAUCUGCAAAGUCUAUGCAAAUAUCCCACCGACCCUUGUAAGAUAUGAAGGCAAAAUGUAUUUAUUGCAAACAAAAAAAGAUACAAAGAUAAUCCAAUCCAAACAAUGCACAGAGCAUGAAUUUUUCAGCCUUCCAAGUAUGGGAAAUGAUAAUUAUUUCCCUUUAUUCUGCUAUAAAAUAUCAGGGAAAAAUCCUGUCACGUUAUUUUCAGAAGAAAGUGCUUUGGAGUUAUGAAAUUCAUCGUUUACUGCUGCAAUAAUUCAGAGCUAUGUACAGAAUAACGCUAAUCCUAUUACAAUUAUCAGGGUGUUGUGGAGAAAAGGAUUUAAAAAUAAAUAUUAUACCUCAUUCAUCUAAAAGGAUUGCCAUAUGCCUGAAGUCUUCUUGGACGGUUGGGGGGCUUCACCAACUUUUGGAAUGGCAAAUCGACCAAAUAAUCAGAUUUGUCAUUUCAAGGCUUGGUGAAAACCAAACUCCAACCGUCUUGGGAGGUGUCGAGCAUAUGGCAAUCCACUUAGGCGGAUGAGCUAUACACUAUUACAAAUCGGAAAAAAGUUGUGAAAAAAUUAUAGUUUGUAAGAAGACUGGGGAUACUUGUGGAGGAUUGGAGGCUGUUUUUAUAAAAAAAUAAGAUCAAUAGAUUAUUUUUUAAGUUUUUAAAUAGUUAAGUGAUUAUACACAAACAGCCUAGCAAUUCUUCUAAUCCAACUCAUAGACGAGGAGGACUAAGCAAACAAUCAACCGAUCUAAUUAGCCAUCAAGCCUCAAUAUCUCCAACCCCAGAGCCAGAUCCUGAUCCGUUUCCUUUGCCUGUACCUCUGAAUCGGAAUAAUCGGCGAAAGCACUUAACAAUGUGCCCUUUUGAGUGGCAAGAAGAAGCUAUGCAUCAUGACUCUUUGAAAUCUCUAUACUCAAUAGCAUUAAUAACUGCACCACCAAGUAUACUUCUUUUCUUGGAGUGACGCUGCAAGCGCAGGCCACUCCAUGUGGAAUUCCUGUGUUGGUUUAACCAACAUAGGAGUUGGUCGAACCAAGACUGUGCGUUGGUUCGACCAACCCAUGAAUUCCGCAUGGAGUGGCCUGCGCUUGCAGCGCCACUCCAAGGAAGUUUUCUAUAGCCAUGCAAGCUCUAAUUAUUUAUCAAAAAAAAUCAAUUUAAAUCUUAAUAUAUGAAUUAUUAAAGCCAUUCUUAUAUGUUUGGUAUAUUUAAGAAUAAAGAAACCGACGGUUACAGCCCAAUCACAACGAGAAGCAUCCCUCAUUGACAAGUCGAAUCAAGCGAAGAAUUUUUUGUGUUGACCCGAAACACCGAAAGCUGCUAUGCCUGCAAAAGCUCCACCAGAAUAAACGAAAUCGAGUUCAUGGUAGACCAAAUCGUGGAUUUCCUCAAUUCUCAAGCAUUUCAGCGUAAUGAGCUUAAAGGGAUUGUGAUUGAUUUUUUAAAAGACAAAAAUAACAGCUGAGUUUUAUUAGACAGCCGAGAACACUGCACUGACCAAAACAACGAAAAACUGAAAGAAAAAAAGACCUUAUUAAGACUGGAAACACCAAAAAACUCGUUAAAUCUACCAAAAAUAGAAGUGCACCAGCCAAGAUGUGAAUCGGAAACCAGAUUUUUAACACCUACAGCUGAAGAAAAUUCCAGAUUAGAAGUUGAGCCUGAAACUUGUCCAUUUAAAAUACGAUCUAAGCCAAGAAGAUUUGAGUCUUCUUCAUUGACAGAAAGAGAUUUUAUGGAAAGGCUGAACAGGAUUAAUGAAAAAAUACACCACCCGACUGAGCUUGAAACACCUAGGAAUCCAUUCUUUUUGAUAUAAAUAGACAAUUGUCAAGGAAAUUAUUAUAAUGGAAAAAUGAAAAUAAUUUGGAUAAUUUAUUAUCAUAUAAAGAAUAUUUAUAUCAGGGAGAGAAGAAGGGAUCAGCUAUUAUGUGAAAAAUUUUAAUAACCAAAAUCCCUCAUAUAGAGGAACACCAGUCCCAAAUACUUCUCGCAUUUUUAGUGAGUCAAGAUCAUAUUUGCACACAGACCAACUGCCAAUUGUGGAUAGUCAGCUGGUUUAUAUUAAAAAACAUUUCACAGAAGUGAUUGAUCAUCUUGAACAAAUGAAAACAAAUGUGAGAGCAGCCAAAGUUAAGCAGCAAAAUAUCGUCAAAAAAUACGGUGGGGCUGAGUUUUGGAAUAAAUUUAUUAUUUCGUUAUAUAAAAAAGUGCUGGCAUGUGAUAUUUUAAACAAGCAUUUCAAAGACUGCAAAAUGGAGAGUUUUGAAAAAAUCAUUAUAGGGAUGUUUAAGAUUAUUCAAGGAAAUAUUAAUUUAGAUUUAAGAAGAAGACUUAGGGUAGCUCACUAUGCGAAAGGGAUUAGUGAAUUAGAGUUCAACUGCUAUGUUGAUAUUUUUGAGGACACAAUAGUGGAUUUCAAUAUCAUUGAAGAAGAUAGACAAGGAAUUAUGUCACAAAUAAGAUCAAUGAAAAGUCUAAUAUGUAAGUCAACCCUUUAA